Messenger RNA from Saxophila tyrrhenica, 1101 nucleotides. RefSeq lists its product as uncharacterized. The record is from RefSeq and is a predicted model, not a curated record. The coding region runs from base 1 to 1101 and encodes 366 amino acids. Lineage: Eukaryota; Fungi; Ascomycota; Dothideomycetes; Mycosphaerellales; Extremaceae. The transcript has 2 exons.
AUGUUCUUCAAGCGUCUCAGCAGAUCGCGCAGCAACUCCCAGUCCUACGUCGACUCCUACAACAGCCCCCACGACAGCAAGCAGUCCUACCCCGACGACGCUCGGUACGCUCAAGCUCCUGACGGCCCUGACGACCGUCGAGACCUGCCCUCGUCGCGACAGAGCGACAACCAAUUCAACAGCGCCCCGCCCGCGAAAGACAUGUACCCGCGCCAAAGCCAGCCGCAAGAGGUCUACGCUUCGCCGCCUCUCAGUGCCGGUGGUGGUGGUGGUCCGAUGACGAAUGGGUAUGGGAGUCGCGGCGGUGGAGGCUACGAUGACAUGCCGUCGCAGAAGAUGUCGUCCAGCAGCGCCGCGCCGCCGGACCUGCUGAUGCAGGCGUUCAACCAGGCGCUGCGGCCGCACAUGGAUAAGGUGGACUCGCUGGAAAAUGAGAUUCAGGAUCUGCGGGCGUACAUCGACCAGCUGGAGCAGCAGAGGGGUGACGUGCAUGCGUGGAUCGAUAAGAGAGGGCUGCGACCUGACGUCCCACCCUCAAUUGCCCACCAAAUGGACUCGGCUUCGCACAGCUCCUCGCCCACCCACGCCGCUCAAACCCUCAACGCCCAACUCGACCGCAAAAUCACCAUAGUCAAUUUCGACCUGCACCGCCUGCAAGACGACCUCAACGACUCCCUCCCAACCCCCUCCUUCUCGGCGUGCAUGCUCAAAUUCCUCCCCGACAUCCAACGCCUCAGCUCCCUCCCAUCCGGACCUCACUACGCCUUCGACCUCCUGCUCAAGCUCGGCGGGAACCUGAACUCCCACGGCGGGCUGGAAAACGGCGACGAGGCAGAUCUCGCCGAGCGCCGGUCCUUCUACGCGCGGCUGGACGACGCGAUGGUGGAUGUAGUCCACGGACGGUUCAAGGAAGAGGGCGACAGCUGGGGCGUGCAGCGCGAGAUCAAGCGGAUAGAAAAGACGGGCGCUUACCUCCGCAACUGGGGCGUGGAGCCCUACUUCCCACAGACGCUGGAUGUGAUGCGCGAAGAGAGCGGUGCCGGUGGUGGUGGGCAUGGUGGACAGGGUGCGGGACAGACGCCGCCGAAUACUUACUCUUAG